AUGCCUUCCUCUCUUCCUCGUCAUGGGGAAGUCCAGCACAAUGGAGUCGAGAUGGUCGCCACCAACGGUCCCAUCGGUCUUCAGCCGUUGACGUCCGGAAUCCGAUUGCAUCCGCGGGAUCGGAAACCCAUGGCAAAAGCUUACGAUACGUGUUUGAUACUGUUCCUCGAGUUCUACACAACCACUAUAAGCACCGCUGGGGCAUCCGUCGCAGAGAGGGCCAUAUACGAACUUGAAAUCAGCCCACUCUUGGCAACGUUUGCCUUUGUAUCAAGCUACCUGAUCGGACAGAGUAUUGGGGGUGUGAUCUUCCCCCCAUUUUCAGAAUCCUUUGGUCGUAAGAACCUCUACAUUAUCAGUACUGGGCUUUUUAGUCUAUGUUGUCUGGUAGUCGCCGUCUCAGCCGCUACUCCUAGCAUCAUUAUAGGACGGUUCUUCACCGGGCUUUUCUCCUCUAUUCCUACAAUUGUGACCACAGGGAGCAUAGAAGAUCUAUGGGAUACGCGCGCUAGAGUAUGGUGGGUUUUCCUAUGGGUGCUGGUGGCCAACAUUGGCCUCUUGGCUGGGCCCAUCAUCAGUGAUGCCGUCAUAGGGCACGCUCGCUGGAACUGGGUCUUCUACACAGCCGCAAUCGUCACUGCUUGCGUGGCCGUUCUCCUUGUCACCAUUACGGAGUCGCGGCCGUCGGUUGUCUUGGCUACGACAGCCGCUAACGCAAGAAGAGAAUCUCAACACCAGACCUUGGUAACAAGAUUAUUUGGCCAGCGAGAGCCCUUCGACGUCCUGCGGCCUCUCCGAUUACUGUUCACUGAGCCCAUCGUGUUUAUGGUCUCUAUCACGACUGCUGUUUCGUUUGGAAUAAUCUACUUAUUCACCCAGGUCCUUCCAAUUGUGUAUCAUACUUCAGGUCUCAAUGGGAGCCCGAAAAAUGUCCAAUUCCUCGCCAUUAUCCUCGGCACGCUGCUCAGCAUUCUAACACGUGGCUAUGAUCUCUGUGUACUCACUCGUCGAUCCGCACAGAAUUUACCGAUCACUCCAGAGAACAAGUUGGCUGGGUUUUUGAUUGGAGCACCGCUUCUGUCUAUAAGCCUCUGGUGGUUUGCCUGGACAAUUCCUCCAUUCGCCUACCUACACUGGGCCAUUCCAACAUCAGCCUUGGUUCUAACCGGUUACGCUUUGAACGAAUUCAACUACGUGCUAGCUGGUUAUCUCACAGACUGCUAUGAACAAUAUGCAGCGAGCAGUGUUGGGGCUAUGGCAAUAACGCGGUCGGUGUUUUCUGCGGCAUUUCCUUUACUUGGAAAAGGUCUAUUUCAAACACUCGGAUUCAACUUGGCCACUACUGUUCUUGCUGCUGUUGCAUCAGUACUUUGCAUCAUCCCCCCCCUCCUCCUUCGGUAUGGGAGGAAGUUUAGGGAAAAGAGCGUCUUGGCACGAGGUUAA
Molecule: messenger RNA, 1443 nt
Organism: Colletotrichum scovillei
Lineage: Eukaryota; Fungi; Ascomycota; Sordariomycetes; Glomerellales; Glomerellaceae
Product: fluconazole resistance protein 1
Exons: 5
Coding region: 1-1443 (480 amino acids)
Biological process (GO): transmembrane transport
Molecular function (GO): transmembrane transporter activity
Source: RefSeq, a predicted model, not a curated record